Messenger RNA from Lathyrus oleraceus (garden pea), 822 nucleotides. RefSeq lists its product as uncharacterized. Bases 1 to 822 code for a protein of 273 amino acids. The record is from RefSeq and is a predicted model, not a curated record. The transcript has 5 exons. NCBI's taxonomy places the organism in Eukaryota, Viridiplantae, Streptophyta, Magnoliopsida, Fabales, Fabaceae.
AUGGAUUGUGAGAGAGGAGGAAAUUAUAAAAGAAAGAAUACAUUUGAAAGCAGUAAAUCCUCAAAUGGCACUUAUAAUAAAUGUCCUUUUAGGGUGAGAUCUACGUUGAGUGGUAGCGAUUGGAAGGUGAUGGUUUGGUGUGGGUUUCACAAUCAUAAACUAUCUGAGGAUUUAGAUGACCAUGACAUAUUGGAUCGUCUAAAAGUUCAUGAGAGACAGUUUGUGAAUGACAUGACGAAGUACAAUAUGACUCCAUGGUAUACAAUUUCUUCCUUAAAAGACAAAGAUCCAGAAAAUCUCACUAGUGUUAUCCAAGUGUAUAAAGCUAGAGCUACAUACAGUGCGAGAUUUGCCUAUUCGGAGCAUGAAAGGGAAAAGAACUUCAAAUGGACACUGGAGAAACUCAAAGAGUUGUUCUCUUCCGAGAAAUUUCUACCGACUGUUGUAGUAACGAACCGAGAACUUCCGUUGAUGAAUGGUCGAGAAAAAUGGAUGACGAUUCCUGAUAUGGGUUACCCUAUUGCUUGUAGAUGCAAUGUCGUAUUUGUCUCCCUGUCAAAGAGACUUACCAUUAUCUUUUUCCCUCUUACCUUAGCUCCACCUAUGUACACGAGCAGGCAUAAAAUCAUCGAUGUUGGUUUUGCCAACGACGACCGUUGGAUUCAGAACGGAAGAAACUUUGAAGAAGAAGAAGAUGAAAAUUUAGAUGAAAAAAUGGAGCGAACUUAUGAAGAUGUGGAAUCUGUAGACGCAAAUUUCUUUCUUGACGAUUUUGAUGAUGACAAAUUUGAAGAACCAAUCCCUAUAAUUGUUGAGGAAUAA